Messenger RNA from Acanthoscelides obtectus, 4295 nucleotides. The record is from the annotation of a GenBank genome assembly. NCBI's taxonomy places the organism in Eukaryota, Metazoa, Arthropoda, Insecta, Coleoptera, Chrysomelidae.
GUAAAAUUAAAAAUCAGCUGAUUGCGAUCAAUAUGCAUUUGGCUCUUGAUUUGAUGUCAAAAUUGUUCGCUUCUUGCAAUCUGUGAUAACGUGGCGAUGAAAAGCCGCUCGAUCAAAGUGAUUCUUAUCAGGUUUUCUCAAAUUUUGUGACAUAGCGAGCCACGUAAAUGAAUUUAAAUGAGGAAGUAUGGUUCGAAAGCGUAGAACCCAGUCCAAUUCGGAAGUAAAAAAGUCCGAAAAAGGGACGAAUAGCGCAAAUAGUAGCAGCAGCAAUGGAAGCUCAGUCAAUGGGAAACCCUCGAAAAGCUUCAAUAUUUUGGGAUACUGGAAGCAAAUUGUUCUGUGCGUCGUUCUGGGUAUAGCAGUGGGAUGUGGGUAUAUGGGAUAUUUAGAAACUAGAAUUAAUACACCAUUUGAUGGAAAAAAGGUUGUACUUAAAAGUGGGCUAGAUGUGCCCGAGAGGUUUUGGGGCAGCUACCGACCUGGAGUUUACUUUGGACUGAAAACAAGGGAUCCUGCAUCGUUGGUCACAGGUUUAAUGUGGUAUUUUCCCAGUAGAUUGAAUCCUGGUGGCCACGGAAUCAGGCAUUGGUGUGAACAAGGAGACAACCUUGCAAAAUAUGGCUGGGUGAAACAUGACGGAAAAAACUUUGGAGAGCAAGAGAUCAUAGAUCGACCUUUCAGUUUGAACACGUCAUUCGUCAAAAGACUUGGAGGAUCAAAUGGCGGGGAAUGGAGUGCUAGAAUAUCUGUGGACUAUAUAAAUAAAAAUGUCGCGAUGGAGAUAAAAGACGAGCCAGUCUCCUUUAUAUGGUAUGUAGCUCUAGAUGAGGAAACCAAAGGUUACAUUGAAGCUAGUUACUCCCAGACCAAAAUAAUUGGAAUAAAAGGAUACACAUCUACUUUGGGAGAUUUCAAGUUGAAAUUUGUAAAUAGUUCAGGUAUCUUGGACCACGAAUCAUUCCUUAGUACAACGGCUCCAGGACUUCAUUUGCUCAAAGAAACUGUCAUAUCAUCCUUGAGGCUCGCUGCGCCUCAAAAGAUUAUCCUUGGCGGUGAAUUGCCGUCGUUUACAGGACACGACAAGUUAGAUCCAAACUUUGUGGCUGUACAGUUAACUGGAAGGAUACCCUUCACAAUGGACGUUGUGUUUGAAUCAGGAAGUUUUUCUUACAGACCGGAUGCCCUAGUCGGAGAAACGUACACAAAAUUGUUGGAGAAAAACCGGGCGCACUUCGAUCAGGCGUUUGAGGAAAAAUUUCACCUCAAAAAUAAAGGGAUUUUGGCAUCAUCGAAAGAAUACGCGUUUGCUCAAGCAGCUUUGAGUAACAUGGUCGGAGGCAUCGGAUACUUCUAUGGUGCUUCUAAAGUACAAAGUACUUACAUAAAAGAGCCAGUGUACUAUUGGAGAGCACCACUUUAUACUGCAGUCCCUUCAAGGAGUUUUUUCCCCAGAGGAUUUCUGUGGGAUGAAGGUUUCCACGGGCUGUUAAUAUCUCAGUGGGAUCUGGACAUUGCUCUGGAUAUAAUGAGUCAUUGGUUUGACCUUCUGAACGUUGAAGGUUGGAUCCCGAGGGAACAGAUUUUGGGAGUGGAGGCUCUGGCAAAGGUUCCAAGUGAAUUUACAAUUCAAAGAAACACCUAUGCGAACCCCCCGACGUUCUUUCUGACUUUGGAGAGCAUUUUGAGAAAAUACGGAGACAAACUCAAUGAAGAUCAGUGGGCUACGUUAGAGAGGAUGUAUCCCCGUUUGCAGGCGUGGUUCGGUUGGUUUAACACGACGCAGCGCGGCCCCUUACCCGGUUCGUAUCGCUGGCGAGGCAGAGAUCCGCACACGACGCGCGAGCUGAACCCCAAAACGCUCACGUCGGGCCUGGACGAUUACCCCAGGGCGUCGCACCCCACCGAAGAGGAGCGCCACGUCGAUCUGUACUGCUGGAUGGCGAUGGCCGCGAAAGCAAUGGCCACUUUGGCCGACGUCCUGGGCCAAGACGGGAGGAAGUACAAACAGACGGCGGCGUAUCUGAUGGACAAUCGCCUGUUGGACAGUCUGCAUUGGUCGGAGUUUUCUAAAAGAUACGCUGAUUAUGGAUUGCACACGGACAGCGUACAACUAGAAAGGCCCCAGCCUCUGCCGAGACAGCAAAACCAAAACAUGGAAAUGCAACGAGUGGUCUUCAAGAAACCAGAGUAUCGCUUAGUAGACGGCAUGACGUUCGGAUACGUCAACCUUUUCCCGUUUCUCUUACAAAUAGUCGAACCGACGUCGCCCAAACUUGAGACCAUCCUUAAAGACAUGUCCAACCCUUCGAUUUUCUCAAAAUUUGGACUUCGUUCUUUAUCGACAACGUCUCCUCUCUACAUGAAACGAAAUACCGAACACGAUCCGCCGUACUGGAGGGGCCAAAUCUGGAUCAACAUGAACUUCCUAGCUGCGAGAGCGUUGAGGCAUUACGCUGAAAUCGACGGCCCUUACAAAAAGCUGGCAGCGGAUUUGUACAGAGAAUUGAGGAAAUCGGUGAUCAGCAACGUUUUUAGCCAGUAUCGGUACACCGGGUACGUUUGGGAGCAGUACAACGAUAGCACCGGCGAUGGAAGCGGGUGCAAGCCUUUUACCGGAUGGAGCGCUUUAGUUGUACUUUUGAUGAGCGAGGAUUAUUGAUCGGAAUUUUGCAAAGCCUGAAUUUCGGUAGUGUUCUUACACCAACCCCUCGCUAUAUCGACAAAUAAUUGAAUGAAGCUCUGCGCAAAUUCUGCACGUCAACAGUCUUGAACGUAUUUUCUUUCUGUCCAAAAAGGACGGAUACAUCAAAGUGUCUGGAAAAAUACAUUUCCUAAAGAAAACGUUUGUAGAAUAAGGUUGUAAAGUUUGAAGAGGGGCAUUCAUCAUUUUAUGGUUAAGUGAUGACCUCUAUUUUUCACACUGGAAAAUUUUCACCGGAAAUGCAAAGGAUAUGACCUUAAAGGUCAUUUUCGGACGUCAAAAAUCUCAAAAUAUACGCUGCCUAGAGGAAAAUGUAGAGCAAAUCUGCAAGGUUUAAAUAAAUGGUCACCUGACGGUGAUCUUGAACGAGAUUUUAACCAUGAUCUUCAAUGUUUUACGAUGAUCGAUUUAGACGUCAAAUUUACUCUUCAGGGAAGCAAAAAUAGGAGUACUUCUCCAGAUCCAAUUGACCUUACAGUACUAUGUUUAGCAUUAAACUAUACAAGAUUGUUACAUCCCCAAGCAGUGAUAACCUCAAAGUCUGAGGAAGUCGCUGCUAGUCUGUUUUUCCAGCUCACCGGUAGAGAACGGCUUGACGCUCUGAGGUCGUUGAUAUGUGAGAGGUACAGUGUCUGUGGGAUAAAAAAGCAUAAGAGAUCAGCGUACCACAGCUGAUCGAAUGCUUUCGACAUGAGCCUCACCAUAAGCCUGGAUGAGUUUAUUGCACAGCUGUGUGACGUAAGCUAGGAGGUACCUCAUGGAUGGCUGAUGCCGGAAACCGUACUGCCUAGGUAGCGUAUUUUUCGAGAUACCUCAAACCUUUUGGAUAUCCUAAAAUGACCUUGAUGGUCACAGUCAAGGACACGUUCUAGGUGGUGCCUAUCUUCAAACGUUACGACUUUGUUCUAUAACAUUUUUCCUCUGUUUUGAUGUAUCCAUCAUUCUUUAUGGAUGAGGCCUUUGGUAAAGAUUUUUAUCGUACAGAUCUGUCAAAUUGACAUGCGUUUAUGUUUUUCGCAGCCCUGUUGUUUUUAAGGAUAUUUUUUCAUGCACUAUUUUGUUGAAUGUAUAUCAGUAGCAUCUUGUGUCCUAAUGAUGCACUGUAGAGGGUGUGCUGAGGAUAUGAAGAAUGCAUCAAGAAUAACGUUACGUAUAUUGUAACCACAAGGUGCAGGCCCCAAUUAAUGUUUUUUAAUUGCAUCAUUGCUAUUGACUUCGUGCAACUUGACAACAAUUUAUAAUAUCUAUAUAAGUUUUAUAUAGAUUAGCGUCUCUCUAGAUAGAUGGCACGACCUGAAGAUGCUUUUUUAUAUUCUUGAAACAGUGUUUGUAGUUUAAAUUUCAUUAAAAUGCCAAUAUCAAAAUCAAUUCAAUUUAAAUAUGAUCUUGUCACACAGUGUUUAAUUCGUAACUAAUUUUGUUUUGCUAUUUUAUGUAGAUUUUCUUAAAGUGGGUAUAUAUCGUUUUUUGUGGGCCUUUUUAUAAUAUCAUAUUAUUUCAGCAUUGUGUAAUGUUUGUAGAGCAUUAAUACAUUCUUUUAACCUGAUGAAAUAGGAUUGUAUUGUUUCUGUAAAUAAAGUUAUUUAGGUAA